CGCAGUCCCGGCGGCUCGGGCGCAGCACUGGAGUACCGUGGAGCGCAGAUCACGGACACGAGCGGGCAUGUCCCCCUGCGUGGGAGCACCCGUUUGCCGCCGGGCCUGGGCGGCUGUGAACUUAGCAGCGGGCUCCUGCGGCCCCGUCGCUGCCAUGUAGUCGCCGGCAGGGCUCCCUGAAGUCCGGGAGCGGCAGUGCCAGUGAGCCUGAGCCCAGGAACCCGCGUCUUCCCCGGGAGGCGCUGAGUGCGCGCCGCGCCCCCGCCGCUCGGGAGGCACUUUGGGCCAGACAGGGAAAUGGGGGAGAAAGUUUCGGAGGCGCAGGAGCCGGUGCCCCGCGGCUGCAGUGGCCACGGCAGCCGGACUCCAGCCUCUGCGCUGGGCGCCGCGUCUUCUCCGGGUGCUUCCUCGGCCGAGUCCUCCUCGGGCUCAGAAACUCUGUCGGAGGAAGGGGAGCCCGGCUGCUUCUCCAGAAAGCAGCAGCCGCCGCCGCCGCCGCCGUCGGGAGGCGCCCUGGGCGCCCGGCCGCCAGCCGCGUGGGCUCCGGCACGCGUGCUGCUCGAGCGCGGAGUCCCUGCGCUGCCGCCGCCGCCCCCCGGAGGAGCUGUGCCGCCCGCGCCCCGGGGCAGCAGCGCGUCCCAGGAGGAGCAGGACGAGGAGCUUGACCACCUAUUAUCCCCUCCACCCAUGCCGCUUCGGAAAUGCAGCAACCCAGAUGUGGCUUCUGGCCCUGGAAAAUCACUGAAGUAUAAAAGACAGCUGAGUGAGGAUGGAAGACAGCUAAGGCGAGGGAGCCUGGGAGGAGCCCUGACUGGGAGAUACCUCCUUCCAAACCCGGUGGCGGGACAGGCCUGCCAGGCCUCUGCGGAGACGUCCAACCUCGUGCGCAUGCGCAGCCAGGCCCUGGGCCAGUCGGCGCCCUCGCUCACCGCCAGCCUGGAAGGGCAGCCUCCGAAGAGCCAUUUCAACUCAGCCCGACAUCGCCAGAGACUAGUGGACCCAGCUGCUUCAAAAAAGGAGCUGAGUCUCCCCAGAAGAGGAAGUUUGAUAGAUUCCCAGAAGUGGAAUUGCUUGGUCAAACGUUGCCGAACAAGCAACCGGAAAAGCUUAAUAGGCAAUGGGCAGUCACCAGCAUUACCUCGACCACACUCACCUCUCUCUGCUCAUGCAGGAAAUAGCCCUCAAGAUAGUCCAAGAAAUUUCUCCCCCAGUGCCUCAGCCCAUUUUUCCUUUGCACGGAGGACUGAUGGACGCCGCUGGUCGUUGGCUUCUCUCCCUUCCUCUGGCUAUGGGACAAACACACCCAGCUCUACGGUCUCUUCAUCCUGUUCCUCCCAGGAGAAGUUGCAUCAGUUACCAUACCAACCAACACCGGACGAGUUACACUUCUUGUCGAAACAUUUCUGUACCACCGAAAGCAUUGCCACUGAGAACAGAUGCAGGAACACGCCGAUGCGCCCCCGUUCCCGAAGUCUGAGCCCUGGACGUUCUCCCGCCUGCUGUGACCAUGAAAUAAUUAUGAUGAACCAUGUCUACAAAGAAAGGUUCCCAAAGGCUACAGCUCAGAUGGAAGAACGUCUAAAGGAAAUUAUCACCAGCUACUCUCCUGACAACGUUCUACCCCUAGCAGAUGGAGUGCUUAGUUUCACUCACCACCAGAUUAUUGAACUGGCUCGAGAUUGCUUGGAUAAAUCCCACCAGGGCCUCAUCACCUCACGAUACUUCCUUGAAUUACAGCACAAAUUAGAUAAGUUGCUACAGGAGGCUCAUGAUCGUUCAGAAAGUGGAGAAUUGGCAUUUAUUAAACAACUAGUUCGAAAGAUUCUAAUUGUUAUUGCCCGCCCUGCUCGGUUAUUAGAGUGCCUGGAAUUUGAUCCGGAAGAAUUUUACUACCUAUUGGAAGCAGCAGAAGGCCAUGCCAAAGAAGGACAGGGUAUUAAAACCGACAUUCCCAGGUACAUCAUUAGCCAACUGGGUCUCAAUAAGGAUCCCUUGGAAGAAAUGGCUCAGUUGGGAAACUACGACAGUGGGACAGCAGAAACACCAGAAACAGAUGAAUCAGUGAGUAGCUCUAAUGCCUCCCUGAAACUUCGAAGGAAACCUCGGGAAAGUGAUUUUGAAACGAUUAAAUUGAUUAGCAACGGAGCCUAUGGGGCAGUCUACUUUGUUCGGCAUAAAGAAUCCCGGCAGAGGUUUGCCAUGAAGAAGAUUAAUAAACAGAACCUCAUCCUUCGAAACCAGAUCCAGCAGGCCUUUGUGGAGCGGGAUAUCCUGACUUUUGCAGAAAACCCCUUUGUUGUCAGCAUGUAUUGCUCCUUUGAAACAAGGCGCCACUUGUGCAUGGUCAUGGAAUAUGUGGAAGGGGGAGACUGUGCUACUUUAAUGAAAAACAUGGGUCCUCUCCCUGUUGAUAUGGCCAGAAUGUACUUUGCCGAGACGGUCUUGGCCUUGGAAUAUUUGCAUAAUUAUGGAAUUGUACACAGGGAUUUGAAACCAGACAACUUGUUGGUUACCUCCAUGGGACACAUAAAGCUGACAGAUUUUGGAUUAUCUAAGGUGGGACUAAUGAGCAUGACUACCAACCUUUAUGAGGGUCAUAUUGAGAAGGAUGCUCGAGAGUUCCUGGAUAAACAGGUCUGUGGCACACCUGAAUACAUUGCACCAGAAGUGAUUCUGAGGCAGGGUUAUGGAAAGCCGGUGGAUUGGUGGGCCAUGGGGAUUAUCCUCUAUGAAUUUCUGGUUGGAUGCGUGCCCUUCUUUGGGGAUACUCCAGAAGAGCUAUUUGGACAAGUCAUCAGUGAUGAGAUCAACUGGCCUGAGAAGGAUGAGGCACCCCCACCUGAUGCCCAGGAUCUGAUUACCUUACUCCUCAGGCAGAAUCCCCUGGAGAGGCUGGGAACAGGUGGUGCAUAUGAAGUCAAACAGCAUCGAUUCUUCCGUUCUUUAGACUGGAACAGUUUGCUGAGACAGAAGGCAGAAUUUAUUCCCCAACUGGAAUCUGAGGAUGACACAAGUUAUUUUGAUACUCGGUCUGAGAAGUAUCAUCAUAUGGAAACGGAGGAAGAAGACGACACAAAUGACGAAGAUUUUAAUGUGGAAAUAAGGCAGUUUUCUUCAUGUUCACAUAGGUUUUCAAAAGUUUUCAGCAGUAUAGAUCGAAUCACUCAGAAUUCAGCAGAAGAGAAGGAAGACUCUGGGGACAAAACCAAAAGCACAACCUUGCCAUCCACAGAAACACUGAGCUGGAGUUCAGAAUAUUCUGAAAUGCAACAGCUAUCAACAUCCAACUCUUCAGAUACUGAAAGCAACAGACAUAAACUCAGUUCUGGCCUACUUCCCAAACUGGCUAUUUCAACAGAGGGAGAACAAGAUGAAGCUGCCUCCCACCCUGGAGACCCCCAUGAGGAGCCAGGAAAGCCAGCCCUUCCUCCUGAAGAGAGUGCCCAGGAGGAGCCUGAGGUCACCACUCCAGCCAGCACCAUCAGCAGCUCCACCCUGUCAGUUGGCAGUUUUUCAGAGCACUUGGAUCAGAUAAAUGGACGAAGCGAGUGUGUGGACAGUGCAGAUAAUUCCUCAAAGCCAUCCAGUGAACCCGCUUCUCACAUGGCUCGGCAGCGAUUAGAAAGCACAGAAAAAAAGAAAAUCUCUGGGAAAGUCACAAAGUCCCUCUCUGCCAGUGCUCUGUCCCUCAUGAUCCCAGGAGAUAUGUUUGCUGUUUCCCCUCUGGGAAGUCCAAUGUCUCCCCAUUCCCUGUCCUCGGACCCUUCCUCUUCACGAGAUUCCUCUCCCAGCCGAGAUUCCUCAGCAGCUUCUGCCAGUCCACAUCAGCCGAUUGUGAUCCACAGUUCAGGGAAGAACUACGGCUUUACCAUCCGAGCCAUCCGGGUGUAUGUGGGAGACAGUGACAUCUAUACAGUGCACCAUAUCGUCUGGAACGUAGAAGAAGGAAGUCCAGCGUGCCAGGCAGGGCUGAAGGCUGGAGACCUUAUCACACACAUCAAUGGAGAACCGGUGCAUGGACUCGUCCACACAGAAGUUAUAGAGCUCCUACUGAAGAGUGGGAAUAAGGUGUCAAUCACUACUACCCCAUUUGAAAACACAUCCAUCAAAACUGGACCAGCCAGGAGAAACAGCUAUAAGAGCCGAAUGGUGAGGCGGAGCAAGAAAUCCAAGAAGAAAGAAAGUCUCGAAAGAAGGAGAUCUCUUUUCAAAAAGCUAGCCAAGCAGCCUUCUCCUUUACUCCACACCAGCCGAAGUUUCUCCUGCUUGAACAGAUCCCUGUCGUCGGGCGAGAGCCUCCCAGGUUCCCCUACUCAUAGUUUGUCUCCUCGGUCUCCAACACCAAGCUACCGCUCCACCCCUGACUUCCCAUCUGGUACUAACUCCUCCCAGAGCAGCUCCCCUAGUUCUAGUGCCCCUAAUUCUCCGGCAGGGUCCGGGCACAUCCGGCCCAGCACUCUCCACGGUCUGGCACCCAAACUCGGCGGGCAGCGGUACCGGUCCGGAAGGCGAAAGUCGGCCGGCAACAUCCCACUGUCCCCGCUGGCCCGGACGCCCUCUCCAACCCCGCAACCCACCUCCCCACAGCGGUCACCAUCCCCUCUUCUGGGACACUCACUGGGCAAUUCCAAGAUCGCGCAAGCCUUUCCCAGCAAGAUGCACUCCCCGCCCACCAUCGUCAGACACAUCGUGAGGCCCAAGAGUGCGGAGCCGCCCAGGUCCCCGCUGCUCAAGCGCGUGCAGUCCGAGGAGAAGCUGUCGCCCUCUUACGGCAGUGACAAGAAGCACCUGUGCUCCCGCAAGCACAGCCUGGAGGUGACCCAAGAGGAGGUACAGCGGGAGCAGUCCCAGCGGGAGGCGCAGCUGCAGAGCCUGGAUGAGAACGUGUGCGAUGCGCCACCGCUCAGCCGCGCCCGGCCCGUGGAGCAAGGCUGCCUGAAACGCCCAGUCUCCCGGAAGCUGGGCCGCCAGGAGUCUGUGGAUGACCUGGACCGCGACAAGCUGAAGGCCAAGGUGGUGGUGAAGAAGCCAGAUGGCUUCCCAGAGAAACAGGAAUCCCACCAGAAAUCACAUGGACCCGGGAGUGAUUUGGAAAACCUUGCUCUGUUUAAGCUGGAAGAGAGAGAGAAGAAAAUCUAUCCGAAGGCUGUGGAAAGGUCAAGUCUCUUUGAAAACAAAGCGGCUAUGCAGGAGGCGCCACCCCUGGGCAGCCUGCUGAAGGACGCUCUUCACAAGCAGGCCAGCGUGCGUGCCAGCGAGGGUGCGACCUCUGAUGGCCCGGUGCCUGUGGAGCACAUCCAGGGUGGCGGGGAUUUCAGACGGGCCCCUGCUCCUGGCACCCUCCAGGAUGGUCUUUGCCGCUCCCUCGACAGGGCCAUCUCCGGGAAGGGGGAAGGCACGGAGAAGGCCCCCCAGGCCAAGGAGCUUCUCCGAUGUGAGAAGUUAGACAGCAAGCUGGCCAACAUCGAUUACCUCCGAAAGAAAAUGUCACUUGAGGACAAAGAGGACAACCUCUGCCCUGUGCUGAAGCCCAAGAUGACAGCUAGCACCCACGAAUGCCUGCCAGGGAACCCCGUCCGACCCAUGGGUGGGCAGCAGGAGCCCCCGCCAGCUUCUGAGAGCCGAGCUUUUGUCAGCAGCACCCAUGCAGCUCAGAUGAGCGCCGUCUCCUUUGUUCCCCUCAAGGCCUUAACAGGCCGGGUGGACAGUGGAACGGAGAAGCCUGGCUUGGUUGCUCCUGAGUCCCCUGUUAGGAAGAGCCCCUCCGAGUAUAAGCUGGAAGGUAGGUCUGUCUCAUGCCUGAAGCCGAUCGAGGGCACUCUGGACAUUGCUCUCCUGUCCGGACCUCAGGUCUCCAAGACAGAGCUGCUUUCCCCGGAGUCUGCACAGAGCCCCAGCCCAAGUGGUGACGUGAGGCCCUCUGUGCCACCAGCUCUCCCCAACAGCAGUGGGAAAAGGAGUGAUACCACCAGUGCAAGAGAGCUUUCUCCUUCCAGCUUAAAGAUGAAUAAAUCCUACCCGCUCGAGCCUCGGUUCCUGCCCCCCAGCCGGGGUCUCCAGAAUUCACCAGCAGUUUCCCUGCCUGACCCAGAGUUAAAGAGGGACAGGAAAGGUCCCCAUCCUACUGCCAGGAGCCCCGCAACAGUCAUGGAAAGCAAUCCCCAACAGAGAGAGAGCAGCUCCCCCAGAUGCCAAGACCACACCACCGACCCCAAGCUUUUGACCUGCCUGGGGCAGAACCUCCACAGCGUUGACCUGGCCAGGCCACGCUGCCCGCUCCCACCUGAAGCUUCCCCCUCAAGGGAGAAGCCAGGCCUGAGGGAAUCGUCUGAAAGAGGCCCUUCCACGGUCAGAAGCGAGCGCUCUGCUGCGAGGACUGACAUAUGCAGAGAGCCCUCCAUGGAACUGUGCUCUUCAGAAACUGUGAAAACCAGUGACAACUCCAAAAAUCUCCUCUCUCUGGGCAGGACCCACCCAGAUUUCUAUACACAGACCCAGGCCAUGGAGAAAGCAUGGGCGCCGGGUGGGAAAACGAACCACAAAGAUGGCCCAGAUGAAGCGAGGUCCCUGCCCAGAGACGACAACUCUCUGCACUCAGCUGGAAUUCCCUGUGAGAAGGAGCUGGGCAAGGUGAGGCGUGGCAUGGAACCCAAGCCCGAAGCCCUUCCUGCCAGGCGGUCUCUGCAGCCACCUGGAAUUGAGAGUGAGAAGAGUGAAAAGCUCUCCAGUUUCCCAUCUUUGCAGAAAGAUGGUGCCAAGGAACCUGAAAGGAAGGAGCAGCCUCUACAAAGGCAUCCCAGCAGUAUCCCUCCCUCCCCUCUGACCUCCAAAGACCUGCCCAGCCCGGCUGCCAGGCAGCAUUGCAGUUCCCCAAGCCACGCUUCUGGCAGAGAGCCAGGGGCCAAGCCCAGCACUGCAGAGCCCAGCCCGAGCCCCCAGGACCCUCCCAAGCCUGUUGCUGUGCACAGUGAAAACAGCAGCCACAAGCCCCGGCCUGGCCCUGACCCCGGCCCUCCAAAGUCUAAGCACCCCGACCGGUCCCUCUCCUCUCAGAAGCCAAGUGUUGGGGCCACAAAGGGCAAAGAGCCUGCCACUCAGUCCCUCGGCGGCGGUAGCAGAGAGGGGAAGGGCCACAGUAAGAGUGGGCUGGAUGUGUUUCCUGCCACCCCAGGCUCCCAGAACAAAGCCAGCGAUGGAAUUGGCCAGGGACAAAGUGGGCCCUCUGUCCCACUGCACGCUGACAGGGGUACUCUAGACACCAAGCCACAAUCCACCAGUGGUGGGCGGCCCCUCGAGGUGCUGGAGAAGCCCGUGCAUUUGCCAAGGUCGGGACACCCAGGGCCUAGUGAGCCAGCGGACCAGAAACUGUCCACUGUCGGUGAAAAGCAAACCCUGUCUCCAAAGCACCCCAAACCAUCCACUGUGAAAGACUGCCCCACCCUGUGCAAACAGACAGACAACAGACAGACAGACAAAAGCCUGAGUCAGCCGGCCGCCACCACCGACAGAAGGGCGGAAGGAAAGAAAUGCACCGAAGCACUUUAUGCUCCCGCAGAGGGCGACAAGCCCAAGGCCGACCUUUCCUUUGCGCAAAGCGAGGCCCGGUUGAAAGGCGGCGAGCGGCCAGCCGCGGGGGUGGGGAAGGGCUUCCCUGAGGCCAGAGGGAAAGGGCCAGGUCCCCAGAAGCCACCGACGGAGGCAGACAAGCCCAGCGGCAUGAAACGCUCCCCCUCAGCCACCGGGCAGAGUUCUUUCCGAUCCACGGCCCUCCCUGAAAAGUCUCUGAGCUGUUCCUUCAGCUUCCCUGAAACCAGGACCGGAGUUAAAGAGGCCUCUACGGCCAGCAGCGACACCUCUUCUGCCAAGGCUGUCGGAGGCGCCCUGGAGUCUCCAGCCCCCAGCAACAGGGACCAUAGGAAGGCUCAGCCUGCGGGGGAGGGCCGAACCCACAUGACAAAGAGUGACUCCCUGCCCUCCUUCCGGGUCUCCACCCUGGCUCUGGAGUCACACCACCCCGACCCAAACACCGUGGGCGGAGCGAGCCACCGAGACAGGGCUCUCUCGGUGACUGCCACCGUAGGGGAAAGCAAAGGGAAGGACCCUGCCCCAGCCCAGCCUCCCCCAACUAGGAAACAGAACGUGGGCAGAGACGUGACCAAGCCGUCCCCAGCCCCAAACACUGACCGCCCCAUCUCCCUUUCUAAUGAGAAGGACUUUGUGGUACGGCAGAGGCGGGGGAAAGAGAGUUUGCGUAGCAGCCCUCACAAAAAGGCCUUGUAACGGGGCAGGCCCCGGGGCAGGACUGUGGAGACCCUUCCUGAACGGGCGACUGUGUCUUGACUACCUUUCAAAACCAGCACUGUGUGGGAAUGUCCGCCAGGCAGAGCUCGGAGCCUCAUUGAGAAAGGGGAGAGAGAAAGACAAAAGAGAGGACCUUCUUCCAGAUGCCUUCCCAGUUGUAACCGGUAAAACUGUUACCAGAUAGUGUUUGUACAAAAGCAACAACAACAAAAAAUUGCCUUUACAAUUGAGGAUUGUUGAGGAAAAAGAUUUUCUCUGUAAAUAUAUAGCACCGUGUUUGGUUUGGGAUGUAGAGUCUGUACCUGGCUGCUGAUUGCGUCGUUUACUACAGCUUUUUUUAAAUAAGAUUUUUGAUUUACCAUUUAUCAUAAUGUAGUAAUGAAGCAAAAUGGUCAAAACUGGGUGUGUGUGACCAGAGAUACACCCAUAUUCGUGUAUAUACACAUCCACCUACAUGUUUUGGUCUGUGGUUUAAGAGACUGUUUCAAGGUUCCAUUUUUAUAAGCUAAAACAUUCUAAGUAAAGAUGGAAGAAAGCCCUAAACACAGUAGAUUGUGAGUUUUUAUGUGUAUUUUAACCAGAGUUUCUGAUAGUACUGUAUCUGGCUACCUAUAUUUCCAGAUCUAAAGCAAGAACUACUCUAAGUACUGCAUUUGGAGUCCUCCUCCAUUAGGAAUGGCCAGGACAAGUGGAGCUAGCCAUUUUCAUUACAUGGCCAUCCCAAUGGACACUGGAUCCCUGGUCCAACUGUCUAAAAGGCCAGUUGUUCCUGUCUGUGGAUGUGGAUGUCUGGCCUUCACCUGAGGUAGAGCGGGGACUAGAAACACACAUCAACUUUCUUUCUGUUUGCUUUAUUUUCCUUCUUUUCAAACUCUUAAACUUAGGCCUUUAUGCUGUGAGUGACUAGUCCAAGAAGCACACAUUUAGUAGUAGUCCUGCACCAGCCCUGCUCUUGAAUAAAAAGGAGUAUUACUGGCCGCACCCAAAUCUUCUAGUGAGUAACAAGCAUCAGGCAUUGGAAGAGAUUUUAAAUCUGCUUUUUUGAGGAAAAGAACUGGGGGUAGAUUUUGGCAUUGUAGCAUAUCGAUUAAGGAAUAAUCAGGACAUCAGAUACAUUUUAAUACAUAGCUGGGGCCUUACGUUGUAGAUGAAGCUUGCUGUUUUUAGCAAGUUCCUGGGUUUCACAUUCAUUUCUGAUGCAUCUAGUAGCUCCAUACAUUUCAUAACCUGAUCUCUUUAUUUGUAUGCAAAAAAUACUGUCUUAAUACAGAGCAGCAUUUUUGUAACAAAGAGACUGGCUGGAGCUAUUUGGUGCUUGAAUGUGACCAUCCUUUUUACUUUUGCUAAGCCUUAUUUAAAUUUUGUAUACCGUGGAAUACGUAGAAUUUGUCAAAUCAUUUUAGUGCUGAAGGUUUUUGAUUUUUGUUUUUUUGUUGUUGCAGUUUCUUUGGUGGCUUGUUUUGUAUUGUAAGAUGGCACUUGCUGAUAUAAGUACUAAGGCACUAAGAGAAAAUACAGAUAAGUAUUUAUAAGAUGCUUGGGAACCAUAGCAGAAUUUUUUGUUUAGUUUUGCGAGAGAAAAAAAUUACCAAUAAAUAACUAAUCUAGCACCCAAACUCUCUUGGGGAUGUCUUAGCAUCUUCAGACUAUAAAAUUGUUCAUCUAAGCACAGCAUCAUCUUACGGCCCUAUGGAUUGUAAAUCUUCUAGUGAGGCUGUAAACUCCACUCUGAAAACAAAGGCAUAACUUAACCGACUGCUCGGUUGUCCUUCAUUGUAAAAUGAAUUGGCACUGGGAAAAAGGGAAAAAACAACAAAAGAAAAAAGAAAAAAGCCUCCUCCUUGCCCCUAAUUUUUUUUUUUCCAUAUGGUUUUAGCCAUUCCCCAUCACUACAUUGUGAAGCUAUAAAAAAUACAUAUAUAUACUUUACAAGAGUUUAAAUGAAUUUCAAAACUGGUCUCAACGUUUAUAAUAUGUAUCUGUGUUUGGCAGUUGUCAUAACCCAAUCCUACACUCAGCCAUCGGGACAGGUCUAGUCGGGGAGAUAGUUCAUGGUUUACAAGCCUUUGCUUUUUAACUGUCCAAUUUCCUUUAAAGCACAACUAGCUAUUUGUUUACAAAUGAUAUUUUUAUGUAUAUUUUGUAUAGCGUAUCAUCAUUUUGCCAAAUACGUUUUUCAUUAUGAAUGAGUAAAGAGUACUUAAGGUUGCAUUCAUGUAUUACAUGUUUGUUGUUGUAAACCUCUCCAAUCAGCUGGUAGAAAUUCUCCUCAUUGUGUUCUAUUUGGUCGGUCUCUGUAUGAUUGUAGGAUGUGCUCCUUGGUAGUACUCCCAGCUGUAGAUUUACCAGCUUAAAAGUUUGUUAGGAUCUGUGCAAUAAAGUGUUUGCAGUCUUAUUUUCUCUAAGAAAUUCCUUAUGGAUGUCAUAAUUGUUGUAUAUUGAACAAAGUAUUUAUACUUAUGCAGUUGCAUAACAUUGAAAUAAAAAUUUAGCAUGAAA
Molecule: messenger RNA, 10800 nt
Organism: Rhinopithecus roxellana (golden snub-nosed monkey)
Lineage: Eukaryota; Metazoa; Chordata; Mammalia; Primates; Cercopithecidae
Gene: MAST4
Product: microtubule associated serine/threonine kinase family member 4
Exons: 31
Coding region: 298-8280 (2660 amino acids)
Biological process (GO): peptidyl-serine phosphorylation; intracellular signal transduction
Molecular function (GO): protein serine/threonine kinase activity; magnesium ion binding; protein binding
Source: RefSeq, a predicted model, not a curated record